AUGCAACUUGACCACGAAGGCGUUGAGCUUCAAGAACUCGGUGAAACCGACAAAUUCAUCAAAAGCACUCCUGACGUCCCAAUUGUCGAAGAAGCGCUUGCAUCGGAAGAAACAGUGAGAACAUAUGAAUUGAAGCGAAAGGCCAGAGCAGCACAGAACCUCAGUUUCCGCCUUUACCUCGCUUGGGUUGCCUACGCCACAAUUUUCAUAUUGGUUUUGGAAUCCUCGUUUCCUAUUUCUGCGUCUCACUACUGGGAGGAAACUACGGUGGCCAGCUGGACGGAUGUUGGAAACACCAUUAUGGAGCUGUUUGAAAGCAUUGUUCCUGGAGUCACCAAAGGACUCGAAGUACCGCAAAACAUCGCACCUGAUGACCGCAGAUUCUACUUUUUGUCCCAUGGUGUAUGCGUUGAAGGCAGAUGUUUCCCAUAUGGCGAUGCCGGUUUCAUUGCCAAGUAUCUCGGGUAUCAGGCGGCUGAGGCUAGGGGUGGCGAGAAUAAAGAACACUUGGCCAGAGUCUGGGAGGACAAGUUUGCUCUAGCCUACGAGAAGGUCACUAGCGAGGCAGCGUGGAGAGGCAAAACACCAAGAGAAGUGAGACACGUUAUUGAAAGCAUCGGAAACAGCAAGCAGUCCCAUCGAGGAGCCGUGCUAGCGACCUAUAUUGCGGUUCUUGUGACGUUCUUCGCCGGAUUGGCUUAUCGUCUGCAGCUCAUUGAGAAGAAAGAGGCCGGUCUCAUCGCAGGAUUUGGUGCGAUAACGAUUCUUGGGGGAUUUGUUUCGAUUGGAGCAAGUUUAGUUCCUCUAGAUUACGAUGAUAAUUUGUUGUUGAAAAGAAACGGCAUUCGGACACACCGUGGUAAGCAAUUCAUCUUCGUCAUUUUGCUAGCGUUCGCUUGUGUUACCCAUGUUGUGGCGAUUUUCAGAUAUAUGAUAAAGAUGGAGAACUUGUCCUAUAAGCCCAAGCCCUCUGUGGGAUCACUGCCUCCAGGGUACUCAUCAUAA
Messenger RNA from Candidozyma auris, 1005 nucleotides. RefSeq lists its product as uncharacterized. Lineage: Eukaryota; Fungi; Ascomycota; Pichiomycetes; Serinales; Metschnikowiaceae. The transcript has a single exon. The record is from RefSeq and is a predicted model, not a curated record. Bases 1 to 1005 code for a protein of 334 amino acids.